Adineta steineri is the source of this 666-nucleotide messenger RNA. Lineage: Eukaryota; Metazoa; Rotifera; Eurotatoria; Adinetida; Adinetidae. The record is from the annotation of a GenBank genome assembly.
AUGAAAUGCAGUUGUUCACAAUCAGAAAAUAAUGGAUUUAUUCAAUUUGCGCGACGAUAUCUUCAAUGUCAAAGUUCAAUGCCGAUUCGGAGUAUUCGAUCAUUCAUUGAAACGAUAUUACCUUAUUCAAAAAUGAUAAAAGUAUCAAUAUUUGAUAUAAAUAAUCGAUUAUUAAAAGAUUCAGAUCGACUUUAUAGUUUAAAACAUACUUGUUCCUCAUCAAAUUACAUUCCUCUUCGUUUUACUCUGACAAAUACUAUUACGUCUCUAGCUAAUUGUUCAUGUAUAUCACCAUCAACGGAAUCGAAUUCGUCAUCUUUACCAACAAUAAUUAAACAGGAAAACAUCAAUCAAAUACUUUCAACAUGUGCUAUUACUCAGCAAAUAUCGAGAUUUUCAACAAAUCUAUCAUCAUUACCUCUUUCAGAUCGAUCCAAAACGACAAAAGAUUUUGUUAAUGUUUUACAACCAUUGCCAGUGGAUAUCGGUUUAGAUCUUAAUCAAGAAAUGAUAGAUCGUAUAACUACAGAAUUUGGUGAAAUAUGUCCAUCAUUACCAACAUUAAAACGACAUUCAGAUAAUCAGGAUUACUCAUCAGAUCAUCCUCUUGAUUUAAGUAUGAAAAAACAUUCAUUAUCUUCACAAUCAAAAUGGAUUAAAACAUAA